Messenger RNA from Temnothorax curvispinosus, 1016 nucleotides. RefSeq lists its product as uncharacterized. The transcript has 2 exons. NCBI's taxonomy places the organism in Eukaryota, Metazoa, Arthropoda, Insecta, Hymenoptera, Formicidae. The record is from RefSeq and is a predicted model, not a curated record. Bases 422 to 778 code for a protein of 118 amino acids.
UGGUGACCUAUAAAUCAAAUGUAUCAUUUUAAUUGACAUGAAAUUUUAUUAAAAAGAUAAUAUGAAGAAUCUCUCUCCGUUACUCUCGAUAUAUUACAGUUAUUCAAUCAAAUUAAUGUUAGCAUAAGAGGAUAUUAGCAAAGCAUAAAAAUUAUUCCGUUCGCCUACACAAUAUUGCCGAAUAUGCACAUAUAUUUGAUUCUUAUAAAAGGAUGGGUAUCGUCGAAUCGUCUCAUUUUGUCAGUCGAGGACAUUGGUAUCGAAUCAACGAUAUCGAAUAUCAAGUGCGUGAUAUUCCUGUCACGUGUUAUUUCUUGUAAAGUAUCGAAACUUUUACAGAGUUUUGUUGUUUCUUUGUAAAAGAGUACGAGUGUUAAACAGAGAGAAAAAGAGAGACGAGUGCUACGUAUAUUUUGUCAAAAUGGAUAUAUUCUUUCUCUCAUUGUCAGUUUCUGUUAUGUGUACCAUAUCACUUGCAAGGACUGCUGAAAUUUCGAUAAAGAGUAAACCUGAAAACAUGUCCACGAGUUUACUGAAGAAAGACGUACACGUCCAAAUAAAUAAAGGAGCCAUAUCCGGCGACGCGGACGUUGAGAGGUCUGAAAGGAUAAAUCGUGGAUUUGAAAAGAUAAUCGAGUUUGUCAAUGUUUUGGGCCAAAUGGAUAAUUUUGUCUACGACAGAACGAAAAAUAUCAUUCGCAAGCUCAAUGCAAUUUACGACAUGGACGAGAAUCACGAGAAUGAAAGAUAUCGCGGGUCUCAUUCUAAAUCGCGAUGAGAAAUCAGAGAAAUAUAUAUUUCUUCACGAUUAAAAUAAAGACGAUGUUUAAUUAAGUAUUUUACAAUAAUAAGUGCUAAAAAUACGUUAUGUGCACUUCGUUUAUACUCUAGAGUCUAGCUCCCUUUCGCACUUCUUUUUAUUUUUAAGUUUUCCGUUAUAUAUAGAAGUAGAAUGUGCAUUUUUUUGUCACGUACUAUUAUCUAUUCAAGACAAAUAAAUAAUAUUCUUUAAUCAA